ACUUUCUCACUUAUUAUGUCAUGUCCCCUCAAUUAAUCUUCUUCUUCAUGGAUGUUGGCCAUUAUAAAUACCUACCUCCCCAUGUCUUCUUUCCCAAGCUUACACCCUUCACCCUCUUUCCUUUCCCUUCUACUACACCUAAAUCUCUCUCUUCCUAACUAAAUCGUUUUUUCCUUCCUAAAAUCAAUAGUACAAAAACAAAGAAAGAAGACAAAAUGAGGAGUAUACCCACCAAAUUGCUAAACACACACCCUAACAUCACCCCAACAACUAUUCCUCACUCCUUAUGGCACACUCCAAUGCCAUAUCUCUUUGGAGGACUAGCUGCUAUUAUAGGUCUCAUAGCCUUGGCGUUAUUGGUACUAGCAUGCUCAUAUUGUAGACUCUCAAGGGACAACCAAGAUGAGGAUCAUAGUGCUUUGGACAACAAAGAAAGUGACCCUCAAACUAAGAAACCUGUCAAGGUUUAUGAAGAGAAUAUCCUUGUCAUUAUGGCUGGUAAUGAGAACCCAACAUUCUUGGCUACCCCUGUAGUUUUGUCCAUCAUUAACAAUGAAAUUGACAACCUUGUACUUGUUCCAGCUACUUCCACUUCACAAGAAAAUGAAGUAGGUUCUUGCUCUUCACAACAUAGACAAUGAUUGUGUUUCAUUACCUAGUUUGUUGGUAAAGUCAUGUGGUAGGUGUUACUAGUAUGGUGUUGAGGCCAUAGAAAAUCCAAGUCCAUUGACAGAUAGUUGGAUUAUCUACAGAUGUUAGCAAAAUCUCUUGAAU
This is a messenger RNA of Medicago truncatula (barrel medic), 774 nucleotides long. Its product is annotated as protein GLUTAMINE DUMPER 5. The transcript has a single exon. Gene Ontology annotation, biological process: regulation of amino acid export. Lineage: Eukaryota; Viridiplantae; Streptophyta; Magnoliopsida; Fabales; Fabaceae. The record is from RefSeq and is a predicted model, not a curated record. The coding region runs from base 216 to 641 and encodes 141 amino acids.